Camponotus floridanus (Florida carpenter ant) is the source of this 1726-nucleotide messenger RNA. RefSeq names its product probable G-protein coupled receptor Mth-like 10. Lineage: Eukaryota; Metazoa; Arthropoda; Insecta; Hymenoptera; Formicidae. The record is from RefSeq and is a predicted model, not a curated record. Gene Ontology annotation, biological process: cell surface receptor signaling pathway. The coding region runs from base 104 to 1702 and encodes 532 amino acids. Gene Ontology annotation, molecular function: G protein-coupled receptor activity. Gene Ontology annotation, cellular component: membrane. The transcript is spliced from 5 exons.
AGACGAAUAGUAUCAUGCGCAUUUUGAAAAAUUUGCUGUGGUCGUAACAUAGCAGCUUAAGAAAUUGUUGAUUAAAAAAAAUUGAUUUCACAAAUUGUUGACGAUGUGCGGUGAAAGUUUUGCAUUUUGGUAUUGCGUAGUUUUAUUUAUCACUUCAUCUUCAAAGACUUCGGGAAAUUUCACAAGUGACAACAAAGAAGACAACAUAUGGGAGGGCAACAUAUGGAAGACAUAUAAUUAUACGAAAUUUAUUAGAAGCAAAAGGAAUAACAAUAAUAAAACUGACAUCCUUCCAUACGAAAAAUGCGCCAAUAUAACUUGCAUUCAGCUCUGUUGUCCGCUUGGUGAUCGCUUGGAUGGCAAGAAUUGCAUUGCUAGUGAAAAUGAAUAUGUUUUCCCAAACAUAUAUAGCUCAAACAAUUCGAUACAGAGCGGAAAUAAGAACGUGAACGACCUUUUUCCACUAACCGUUCAAAAUCCGUGCCAGGAAACUAUACGUUUUAUUCCGAUUAUUAAGGAUAAUUAUUCUAAGUACUAUGAGUAUAUGAUCUUCGCAAACAGCUCCCUGUAUCUUCCUAAUUACGACAUAUUUCUCGAAUCAACAUCUUAUUGUUUGGCCGUCGUGGAUCGUAAUCAAUUCGAUGCAAUUUUCUGCUUGGUCUAUAAAGAAUACAAAAAAUACGGAAGCAUCUUAAAUGAAGAAUUAAACUUUUUAUUUUCGAAUUGCCAUAUAGUGUCUAUGUUGUGUUUGCUGACAACAUUUGUGGUGUAUUCUAUACUACCGGAGCUUCGUAACAUACAUAGUUUUAUGCUGCGCAAAUACUGCAGUUUGUUAUUUUUCGGAUGCAUAGUUCAGAGUAUAAGUUUCCAAUCCUUCUAUCCAAUAAACAUAGCAGAUAUUCCAUAUUUCAUCUGUGUCAUAAUUGGUUUACUCGAGUAUUUCUGUUUUUUGUCAAGCUCUUUCUGGUUAAGUGUAAUGAGUUUCGACUUUUGGUGGACAUUUAGAGAUUUUCGCUCGUUUCAAAGAAACGAGAGAGGAAAACAAAAGAGAAAAAAAUUAAUAUAUUCUAUCUUUGCUUUGGGAGGUCCCUUUAUUUUUACUAUCAUUUGUAUUGUUAUGGAGUUCGUUCCCAAUAUGCCGAAAAACUUAAUCCGACCGAAAUUUUGUGUCGAUACAUUUGAGUUUCAUGAAAAUAUGGCGUAUCUAUUGUAUUUUUACGGGCCGCAUAGUGUCUGUGUUGUUUGUAGCUUUUGCUUAUCUAUUUACACUGCAUUAAAAAUUGUACGUUAUGAAAAAGACACAGUCCGUCAUCUGAGAAAUACAGAGAGCAGAUUUUAUAAUGACAACAAGCGAUGGUUCAAUCUGCAUCUGAGCCUGUUUAUCAUGCUGUUUAUUAUAAUGGCCACAAAUUGGAUUAUAAUAACUGUGUACUGUUUUUGGCAGAUUGAUGUUAAUAAUUCCGGUGUUAAUAAAAUUAAUAAUGUUGACGAUAUUAAUAACGUUAAACUGUGGUACGUCUAUCGUAUUAUUUUGAUGAUGGACACCAUACAAUAUAUCAGUACGUUCAUCAUAUUCUUGUGUAAAAAGCCAAUCAUACGACUGCUAUUAAAGCGUUUCUGUCAGAAUGGCAAGUGUUUUUCCAAAACUUCGAAUGAAACGGUUACAAGUUUGACUAAUUGUACCAUGUCAACACAUUUGUAAAAAACAUUUUGUAUUUCUGUUAAA